Molecule: messenger RNA, 2127 nt
Organism: Rhincodon typus (whale shark)
Lineage: Eukaryota; Metazoa; Chordata; Chondrichthyes; Orectolobiformes; Rhincodontidae
Product: golgin subfamily B member 1-like
Exons: 15
Coding region: 202-2088 (628 amino acids)
Cellular component (GO): Golgi apparatus
Source: RefSeq, a predicted model, not a curated record
GUUCGGGCUCGGGGCUGUGAUGGAGAAGGCGCUGCAGUAAGUCUCGCUGUUCCAUGGUGAGUCCUUUGCAGCACCAUCAACCCCGGAGCUGCUCCUAAUUCAUUGAAUGCCGCCAUGACUCCAUAAGGCGUCCUCCUCCCUCUUUGCGAUCCGGGUUUUGGGGGAUCCGGGUCUCAACGCAGACAGAUUUGAGAAGCAGCCAUGUGGAAGUGGUACUCUGCAGAUGAGUCGCCAACAGGGGCAGCAAGUUCCCAAAAGAGCAUUGGCAAUCACUCUGUGGCAGACUUAACUGAGCAGCUGGCUCAGAAUGAGCAACUGGUAUUGCAGCUGAAGGAGCUAGUUCGGGAGAAAGAUAACCAACUUCAUGUGAAAGAUCAGCUGCUUAAGGAAGACAAAGAAGCUUUUGAAGCAAAAAUUUCCAAAAUGAAGCUGCAGACAAAGGCAAAGGUCACAUCACUUUCUGCCCAGCUGGAAGAUAUGAAGAAGCAACUAGGUGCUUCUGGUGUUAAAGAGCAGACAACUGGGAAACACAAGCAAUCCAGUGAUGGUGAUCAGGAACAUGCAGCUGCCAGUAGGGGUAAAAUUUUAAUGUUGAGGAAAAAGGUUGAAGAUUUGGAAACACAAAUUGCCAAAAAAGAUACAGAAUUGAAGAAGACGCUUACAGAGCUGGACGCACAGCUGCGACGUGGUUCCGAUAUGGACAUGAUGCUUGCUGAGAAGGACAAAAAACUGGCUGAAAAAGAGGCCUAUAUCAUUGAGCUCCAGUUAGCUGCUGUUUCGGAUCAUACACCUCAACAAGUAACACUGUCUAGUGAAGGAAUUGAAGUAGUGCAGCAUCAGUUUGAAGGGAAGGAGACUCCCAGCAGUGAUUUACAGUCAAUGGUUCACAGUCUGACCAAAAAAGUUGAGGAGAGUGAAGAAAGCUUCAGCCUCCUCCAAGAGCAGGCAGAGAAUUUGAAGGAACAGCUCAACAAAGAGAAAAUCCAGUAUCAGGAGAAGGAAGCAAUGUACAUGAAAAAUAUUCGUGUGUUUCAAGAAAUAAUUCAAGCAAAGGAAAACAAACUUGCUGAGCAAGCACAGAAGCAUGAGCAAGAACUCUUCAUUCUGGCCUCAAAAUUAGAUGCUAGUGCCGAUUUUGAACAGUUGUUGAAAGCCCUCAAACAAAAACUUCAUGAAAAGGAGGAAGUACUAAUGGGAAGGACACAAGUUGUGGAUGUGCUGCAGAAAGAACUUGAUGGGAGAGACCAUAAGAUACAGGAGAUUAUUGAAAAAUUGAAACUUGUGCAGUUAGAAAAAGACAAUCUUGAGGCUAAGCUUGAUGCUGAAAAGCAUGUGAUGAGAGCCCAAGUGAGAGAUUUGAUGGAAAGACAUGAGAUGGAUUUGAAAACAAUGAGAGAGAAACACAGCAUGCAAUUGCAAGCUAUCGAGGAGAAACAUGAAGAUGAACAAGCUGAGAAAGAUCAACAUCAGUUAAAACUUUUGAAGCAACUGCAAGAUUUACAAGCCCAUGAUAACGCUUCUGUAAUGUUAGAGACAACUGCUACUAUCGAUAAACAGAAGAUUAAGGAAUUGGAAGAAAAGCUAAAACUUAAAAUGGAAGAAGUUGCUAAAUCAGAGGCCAAAUUCCUGAAAUUGAAAGCUUGGUCCAAAUCCAGAAUCAGGCAGGCUGAAGAAGAUGUGAAAAAUGCAAUUACUGAAACUUCUCACCAGGAGCAAAUUAUCCUCAAAAGCCGAGUUGCUGAACUGGAAGAGGAGAAAGGAAAUCUUGAACAAAAAGUGGAUGAUCUUGAAAAGAUAAGAGUGCAAAAUGAGGAGCUUCUGGCUAAAUUAGAACUGUAUGAAGAACAGCAACAGAAAAUGCAAGCAGAUCUCGAACAGAUGACCAAAAGGGCAACUUCCCAGACAAGUGAAUCCGGUAGUGCUGAAGAACUGCAGAAUCGGCUGUUUGAGUGGCAAGAAAUGGUUUCUGAAUCAGCAAGGAGACAGCCCAAAGAGGAGAGGGCUGUCAUGGAAUUACAGAUGACGCAAAUUGAGGAAGAAAGAGAAGUGAAAAAUGUGUGGUGUCAUCAGUCUCCAAUGUCAUCUUAAAACACAGACAAAUACACCAAAUCAUAGAAUAUAAAGGCA